Molecule: messenger RNA, 1857 nt
Organism: Metarhizium album ARSEF 1941
Lineage: Eukaryota; Fungi; Ascomycota; Sordariomycetes; Hypocreales; Clavicipitaceae
Product: sporulation protein RMD8
Exons: 2
Coding region: 1-1857 (618 amino acids)
Source: RefSeq, a predicted model, not a curated record
AUGCGGUUUAUGACCGUCGAUAAUGUUCUACAAUACAACACACAGAUCCCGUCCGGGCAGCCACGAGCACCCCCGACUCCACAGAGACCUCAUGUAGCAGCCGGCGCCGGCCAAGGUAGAAGAGUCGUUUCUGGAGGUGGUUUGCCUAAUCUCCAGUCUCGAACCGGCCAGCCUAUGCCAUCACGAACAACCAAGAUCAGUCAAAAGCUGGUACUUCUGCCCGAGACCGAUAAUCAUGGCGAUGAUGCGGAAGAAGAGGUGGAAAACGAAACAGUGUUGGCCCGACGAUUGCAAAACGAAGGAAAUGGGCCGUUGAGGGACGAAGAGUUGGACGUCCUUAGGAAAAGAGGCGGCGUCCGAGGGAAGAGCUAUGCCGAAAGGCUACCCAAGCCUCAACGAAAAGACAAGGUCAGUCGCCUGACAGCGUACUGCACAGCUCAGGCCUACAAGACGGCAGAGACGUCGGAAUUUCUUAGAAAGAGGCACGAAGCAAAAACCAAACUGUAUGACGACUGCCUGUAUGCCAUUUACGCUUUGCCCUUGUUGAAUGGCACCGAGGGAUAUCGAAUACGAGGACGACCUAUGCUGAGAACUCCAGGCACGGGUAAGACCAUGCUCGAUUUGGAGAUUGAGAGGAGCGAGCAGCGUGAUCAUCACGAGGGGUAUUUCGAAGACGAUGCGUAUGCACGGCCGGAAAGUCCAGAACGAGAUAGAAGAGACUCCUCUGCCCACAGUUCCUCCCCAUCUCAUGAGCAUGAUGGCAUCCCGUCACAGAUGAGCCGGCUGGCCCCCGAUGCCAAAAACUUUGCCGAGAUGUUUGUCUUCUCGUACGGUGUUGUGGUAUUCUGGAACUUCACAGAGCAUCAGGAGAAGGAUAUUCUCGCCGACUUGACUUUCGCAGAUGCUGAAGAUAGCAUGAGUCUGUUGACCCGCCCACUGGAGCAGGACGAUUUCGAGACGGAAGAAUUUCACUUCGAGUACAGUGCCGACGUGAAGCGCCCCAGAGUGUUCAACGACAUGAUUACAUUGUUGCCUCGCUCUGACCACAUGAUCAAGUUAACCAUUAGCCAUGCCAUUGCCCAGAGCACCAAGUUGUGCUUCUUCGAGGAGAGGAUGAGCGAAACCAUGCUAGAUGCGCAGCAUGUGCCGAAAACAUUGGCACUGACGGGACAGUUGAAUAUGACGAGAGUCGAAAUUGUUACUCUUCUCGGCAGAUUAUUCAAGAGCAGAGUAGAUAUCAAUCUUUCAUCGAAUAUUCUGGACGUGCCGAAUUUCUUCUGGGACUCAGAACCAACACUACACCCGCUUUACGUUGCCAUCCGCGAGUAUCUCGAAAUUGACCCUCGAAUCAAGGUUCUCAACGAAAGAUGUCGGGUAUUCCUCGACCUCGCCGAGAUUUUGUCGGACUCAAUAGCUGAUGCCAAGAUGAGCUACAUUACGUGGAUCGUCAUCAUUCUCAUUGUGGGCAGCAUCCUCGUGACGGUGACCGAAGUCAUUCUACGUUUUGUCAUGCUGAAGAAGAGCGGUAGCAAAUUUGACCAACCUUUUGCACCCCUGUCUUGGAGCGGGAAUGUUGAUCCUGCGGUGGUUCCCGAGAUCCUCUCUCUCUCGUCUUCAUCAUCACCCAGCCAACAUAGCGCUACGACGUCGACGCCAAGCAUAGAGGGUGGUCCGAAUAAGGCAGCUGGCGUUGAAGCAUAUACAGAUCUAGAAAUCCUCGCUCUGACGCUAGGCCUGCAGUCAAACGCGACGCUGGACGACGUGAAACGAGGCAUUCGCAAUCUGAAACAGGCGGCAGCGAGCAUCGAGCGUUGCGCCACCGACGAUUUGUCUCGUUUGGGUUCGACGGAGCUAUGA